Molecule: messenger RNA, 3008 nt
Organism: Sphaerulina musiva SO2202
Lineage: Eukaryota; Fungi; Ascomycota; Dothideomycetes; Mycosphaerellales; Mycosphaerellaceae
Product: Spc97_Spc98-domain-containing protein
Exons: 1
Coding region: 4-2841 (945 amino acids)
Biological process (GO): mitotic cell cycle; microtubule nucleation; cytoplasmic microtubule organization
Cellular component (GO): gamma-tubulin small complex; centrosome; mitotic spindle pole body
Molecular function (GO): gamma-tubulin binding; microtubule minus-end binding
Source: RefSeq, a predicted model, not a curated record
ACAAUGUCCAAAAGCCAACAGGAACGCGUCGAAAACGCACUGCAGUCCCUGCUUGAGCGACUGGUCCCACCACAACAGCCCGGCGAAGAGGAAGAAAGCGCAGACCAGCGGUGGGAGGAUGCGAACCAGAUCGCGACCAGCUUGAUUGACCGCGGCGAGAGCGAAACCUUGCCAGUCGACGAUGUCAACCAGGCUGCGGACUUGAUCAGAAGGAAGUUGGUGCGCGAGGGGAAGGCUGCGCAGGCGACAACAUUCGGCAACUUGUACUCGAGGCUGUUGACGCAGCCGGUACUCAACAACAAAUGGGCGAUUCUGUACUUUCUGUGGAAGGUGGGAGAGGAUGGGGAUGUGAGCAGGAAUGGAGGCAGGCCGCAUGCGCAGGAUUUGAGCAGUCCACAGGCACGACAAACGGGCAUCGGGGCUGGAGAAGCAGAAGAGGAGCGCGAUGAAGAACAACGCGAGGUCUUCAACGAUGCAUUCUCGAGAAAUGGGUUGCCUAGACAUUCUCAAGUGCAGGACCCCGAGCAGCAGACCAGGCAGAACAGCGUGAGGGAUCGUGAACGCCCGAUGCCAGCAAGGCCAAAGACACAGGAGCGUGAAAAUGGGGGAAAGUCGAGAACACAGGAGCGUGAAGACGCGACACCACAGCCCCAAUCGCCAGCCAGGAAGUCAUCAGAUGGGUUAGAUCCGCCAGAGUCUGCGCUCUUGAGAGAUCUUCCCUUCACGCUGCAGGGACUAUCUUCGACGAAUCUUCCCUUCGCGGAUAAGAAGAGCUUGAAGUUGCCUACAACAUUACCUGUACCACUCGUUGCAUUGCUUCAUCAGCUGGCUGAGCCGUCUUUGCUGUACAGGUCACUUUCAGAUUUCGUAGAGUCCAGCGAGGGUGGACUGGUCGGCCAAAGCCUGCGGAGUGCAAUUGGACAGGAAUUGCGAUCGUAUCUCAGUCUAGUAGCUACACUAGAAGGUCAGAUACGACGUGCCCUGGCACAACUGGACUCCACGACAUCGAAUGGUGGUCUGGGCAAAGCGGGCGUCACUUUGAAGAGAUGUGUGGUCUGGACACGUGAGGCUACGUUCGGCCUGCGGCUGAUGAGUACGAUCGUGGAGUCAGCGAAGGGCAAGAAAGGCGGCGAGCUGAUCACCCUGAUCCACUCAUUCUCAUCACAACAUGGAGACCCCUUUGUACACACCUUUGCCGAACGACUGCUCGUGCAAGUAACUCGGCCGUUCUACCACAUGCUACGAGCAUGGAUCUAUGAUGGCGAAUUAGAAGACCCAUACAAGGAGUUCUUCGUGACUGAGAACCCGGAUGAGGAAGGGGGAGCCACGAGCGUCUGGGAGCAAAAGUAUCGUCUACAAGAGAAUAUGACACCUACUAUCAUGAGUUCUGAUUUCGCUAACCGGGUCUACCUUAUCGGCAAGAGUUUGAACUUCAUCCGCUAUGCUUGCGGUGAUAGCGCCUGGGUGGAAUCGUACAGCAAGUCUGCGUCGAAAGAGCUGAAGUAUGGCGAUACUGCGACCCUAUCUGCGAGCAUUGACGAAGCAUACAAGACCGUCAUGGCGAGACUCAUGACAUUGCUUGAAACCAAGUUUGCGCUGUCGACGCAUCUCAAAGCAAUGAAGAAGUACUUACUGCUAGGCCAAGGAGACUUUGUGGCACUACUGAUGGAGUCUCUGUCGCAAAAUCUGGACCGACCUGCUAACAGCCAGUAUCGGCAUACACUGACAGCGCAACUGGAACAUGCCAUACGCAAUUCGAAUGCUCAGUACGACAAUGCAGAUGUACUGCGGCGCCUGGAUGCUCGUAUGCUGGAACUCAGUCAUGGUGAAAUCGGCUGGGACGUCUUCACGCUGGAAUAUCGAGUGGAUGCGCCUUUAGAUGUCAUCGUCACUCCCUGGGCUGGCCGCCAGUAUCUCAAGGUCUUCAACUUUCUGUGGAGGGUCAAGCGGGUCGAGUUUGCGCUGUCCACAACGUGGCGACGGCUGCAAACUGGUGCUCGAGGAGUGCUAGCGGCUGUGAGCGACAAGCUCGGGUCAGACUGGAAGUCAGCACGAGGCGGGCUGGCCGAGAUGAUACACUUCGUUGAUCAACUCCAGUACUACGUGCUUUUUGAAGUGAUUGAGAAGGGGUGGGCGGACUUGCAAAGGAACAUGGGCAGAGCAGACGCGACACUAGACACGCUGAUCAAUGCACACACCGAAUAUCUUCGCAACAUCACUCGCAAAGGGCUCUUGGGUGCCUCCGGCAUGGUGGGCCUAGACUUCACGACUCAGCUCCACGAGCUCUUCAAGCUGAUGUUAGCAUACCGCGAUGCCCUUGACAGCUUGUACAGCUAUAGCGUAGCCGAAUUCACACGCCGACAAGAGAUUUCCGCUAAGAUCGAAACUCGGACGCGUGCUGGACGAUGGGGCAUUACAGAUGCCGACGAAGAUUCUGCCCCGUCGCCACUGUACCCCACAGCAAGCAGGAACACUCGAGACCGACUUCACGAUCGAGAAACGGACUCUCCCCUCCUUCCUCUAUUGCCAUCAAUGGCUGGCAUCGACGGCGAGAGAAACAUGCUCGAUCAGCUCCGGCAGCGACUCAAAACAUUAGAGGUUGAAUUCCGAGCCAAGGUGAACAUUCUCCUAGGAGAUUUGGCGUAUCAACCCGAUAGUGAUAUGCGCUUCUUGGCGAUUGCGAUGAAUUUCAAUGAGGUCUACUCUCCUGUUAAGAGAAGUCGGAGAAAGCCUGUCGCUGAGAAGGAGAGGACGCAGAUGCAAGGUUCGAGAAAUGGUAGUGUGGGUGUUGGUGCUGCUGCUGCUGCUGCUGAUCGAUCUGGAAGGGGAAGUGUUACCUAAUGAUAGAUAGAUACGCUACCUUACCUUGGAGUAGCAACCUGAGGCAUGUCAUGAUUGACUGAUGAUAUGAUCAUGACGAAGGAUUCAGUACCUACCUACUGAAGAGACUUUCAAAAUGCUGCGAAAUGAUGAUGAUUGUAUUGGUAUCUAGGAUCCUCCUGAUGAAC